Molecule: messenger RNA, 213 nt
Organism: Geosmithia morbida
Lineage: Eukaryota; Fungi; Ascomycota; Sordariomycetes; Hypocreales; Bionectriaceae
Exons: 3
Coding region: 1-213 (70 amino acids)
Source: RefSeq, a predicted model, not a curated record
AUGCUCCGUGCGUACCAGAUCCUGGCCAUCUUCGGUAUUCCCGGUCUCAACAUGGCCAAAUCCCCGGCCGAAGCGCACAUGUCCUCUUCGUCUUCCAGAGCAUCUCUCGUCGUACUCGUCACGGCAACAUCGGGAUCUGGCAGUGACCGCUCAUGCUCCGAGAGCACGCCCUUUUUCUGCUCCGUCACUCCGCUCCCGAAACUCCGCCCGUGA